Messenger RNA from Staurois parvus, 345 nucleotides. NCBI's taxonomy places the organism in Eukaryota, Metazoa, Chordata, Amphibia, Anura, Ranidae. The record is from the annotation of a GenBank genome assembly.
CUGAUAGACGGCACUGACUGGCAUCACUGCUGGGCAUUGACUGGCGGCACUGACUGGCACAACCGCUGGGCACUGACUGGUGGCACUGACUGGCAGCACUGCUGGGCUGCACUGGUGGGUGGCACUGGUGGGCAGCACUGGUGGGUGGGCACAGGUGGGUGGCACUGGUGGGCACAGGUGGGCGGAACUUGCGGGUGGCACUGCUGGGCACCGAUCAUCAGGGCACUGAUCAUCAGUGCCCUGAUGAUCGGUGCCGAUCCUCGCUCUGACAACUGCCGGUUCUCGGCAGUACUUUCCUCACGAUCUGACAGCGUGAGGAAAGUGCAGCCGAGAACCGGCACUUGC